CGCUCUCUCUCUCUCUCUCUCUCUCUGGUUUGGCUCUCGCUCUCGCUUUCGCUUUCGCUCGAUAGAGAAAACUCUUGAAUCGAAUCGCUGAAAUCCGCUUCAACGAUGCAGAGGAUCUCCUCGGUGAGGCGUCUGGCGACGUCCCUUUGGAAUCAGAGCUUGCGAAGGGCGUGCUUCUCUACCUCCCUCCUCUUCGAUGAUACCCAGAAGCAGUUUAAGGACAGUGUUGCUCAAUUUGCACAAGAAACUAUUGCUCCACAUGCAGCGGAGGUGGACAGGACGAAUAAUUUUCCAAAGGAUGUUAACUUGUGGAAACUCAUGGGCGAUUUCAAUCUUCAUGGCAUCACUGCACCUGAGGAAUAUGGGGGCCUUGGGCUGGGUUACUUGUAUCAUUGCAUUGCAAUGGAGGAAAUUAGUCGGGCUUCGGGAUCUGUGGGACUUUCUUAUGGUGCUCAUUCAAACCUUUGCAUUAAUCAAUUGGUGAGAAAUGGAAACCCUAUUCAGAAGCAGAAAUAUUUACCAAAGCUAAUUAGUGGGGAGCAUGUUGGGGCUUUGGCAAUGAGUGAACCGAAUGCCGGGUCUGAUGUUGUCAGUAUGAGAUGCAAAGCUGAUCGGGUUGAUGGAGGUUAUGUCCUAAAUGGUAACAAGAUGUGGUGUACAAAUGGGCCAACUGCUCAAACAUUGGUAGUUUAUGUUAAAACAGACAUUACUGCUGGAUCAAAAGGAAUCACUGCGUUUAUAAUCGAGAAAGGGAUGCAAGGGUUCAGUACUGCCCAGAAGUUGGACAAAUUGGGCAUGCGUGGAAGUGAUACAUGUGAGCUGGUUUUUGAAAAUUGUUUUGUACCUGAUGAGAACAUUUUGGGAGAGGAAGGGAAAGGGGUUUAUGUCAUGAUGUCGGGGCUUGAUUUAGAAAGGCUUGUUUUGGCCGCCGGCCCUCUUGGUCUUAUGCAAGCAUGCCUUGAUGCUGUUAUUCCUUAUGUUCGGCAGCGGGAACAGUUUGGCCGGCCGAUUGGAGAAUUCCAGUUAAUACAGGGGAAAUUAGCCGAUAUGUACACUUCUUUGCAAUCAUCUAGAGCAUUUGUGUAUUCUGUUGCUAGGGACUGCGACAAUGGAAAAAUUGACCGGAAGGAUUGCGCCGGUGUUAUACUUUUUUCUGCUGAAAAGGCCACACAGGUUGCUAUUCAGGCAGUGCAGUGUCUCGGGGGCAAUGGGUAUGUGAAUGAGUACCCAACCGGGCGACUAUUGAGAGACGCAAAGUUAUAUGAGAUAGGUGCCGGAACUAGUGAGAUCAGAAGGAUGAUCAUUGGUCGGGAGCUCUUCAAACAAGAUUAAAAACAACCCUAAAACAUACCGUCUGGCUUCACAAAACAUAUCAUUAAGUUUCCGUCCAUCAUACUGACCUGGGUAUGAAAAAUCAUGUCCAUUUACAAAGCAAUAGAGAACCUUCCAUCAAUCUUUUUUACCCCAUCUUUCUGGAAAUAGAUUUAUUCUGUGUAAUAUUUAUGUUUCAUUAUGUUUAUAUAACUAAAUUCAAUCAAGAAUAAAAUCGUGAACUUUCGAGUGAA
Dioscorea cayenensis subsp. rotundata (Guinea yam) is the source of this 1565-nucleotide messenger RNA. RefSeq names its product isovaleryl-CoA dehydrogenase, mitochondrial. Bases 106 to 1332 code for a protein of 408 amino acids. Gene Ontology annotation, cellular component: mitochondrion. Gene Ontology annotation, biological process: L-leucine catabolic process. Gene Ontology annotation, molecular function: 3-methylbutanoyl-CoA dehydrogenase activity; flavin adenine dinucleotide binding. The transcript has 15 exons. The record is from RefSeq and is a predicted model, not a curated record. NCBI's taxonomy places the organism in Eukaryota, Viridiplantae, Streptophyta, Magnoliopsida, Dioscoreales, Dioscoreaceae.